Messenger RNA from Dunckerocampus dactyliophorus (ringed pipefish), 2785 nucleotides. RefSeq names its product centrosomal protein 83 (gene cep83). Gene Ontology annotation, cellular component: centrosome. Bases 240 to 2336 code for a protein of 698 amino acids. The transcript is spliced from 17 exons. Lineage: Eukaryota; Metazoa; Chordata; Actinopteri; Syngnathiformes; Syngnathidae. The record is from RefSeq and is a predicted model, not a curated record.
CCCACGAUGCCCCAGUUUGUAGUUUCUACAUGACCUUGCUAGCUAGCGGGCGCUUACCAUAACACAAGUUUGUAAGCAAAAACAGAUAUACAUACACUGUGUAUGUGACUUUCAGCAUUCAACAUAGAAAUAGAACACUGCCAUGGAGACUGACAACAAAGACGGGCUUUUCAGUACGACACUAACUUGACUUGAGGGUCCUCCUCUUGCUCGAGCUGUAUUGUUACAGAACAGGUGGCAUGACUUCAUCGACCCUCCAUCAGUCUUUGCCCGCAAACCUGGUUCCUGGCAUGCUGGGAUUGUCUGGCGGUGCCGAGAUGGAGCUUCAGAAGAUGCUCAUUGAUGAGAGGGCAAAGUGUGAGCUGCAUCGGCGCAACUAUGAAACUCUUAAGGCUGAACACACCAGCUUGCAGGAUGAGUUUAUGCAAGUCCAGGGGGAAGUUAAUUAUAUGCAGGCUCAGCAAGAGAAGCUUCAGCUGCAACAAGCAGAGAGGACAGGAGAAAUUCUGGAGAAAAACAGGGAGCUGGAGGAGCUCCGACUACAGGUAAUGACUCCUCAGCGGCUGGAGUUGCUCAGAGCUCAGGUGCAGCAGGAGAUGGAGGGUCCGGUCAGAGAGCGUUUCUCCAAAUUGGAAGAGGAGGCAGAGAAGUACAGGGCAGACUUCAACAAGCUGCGCUAUGGCUACACUGUGCUUAACGCCCAGUUUGAACACCAAAAGGAGGAAACCGCUCGUCUGGUGGAGGAGCAGAAGCUGCGCUAUGAGGCUGAGAUCUCUCAUCUGGAGAAGGACAAGGAGAACCUGGUGGCCCAGUUCCAGAAUUUGGACCCACUUCAAGACAGGAAACAAGUGGAGGUUCUGCUGAGGGAGAAAAGCCAGCUCAGCUUGCGUUUGAAGGGUCUGCAGACAGAGGUGGUGGAGUUGCAGGCCCUUAAGGACAACUCGGAGCAGCAGGCUGAGAAUAUUCAACGUGUUCAGAACCGACAGCUUUCAGAAUCUCAGGCUGCUAUAAAAUCUCUUGAGGCCGAGCGUCAGUCAUUGCGACUGCGACUGGAGCACAUGGAAAGCGAGCUUGGUCUCAGCAACGAGCAGUACAACCAACUCACCAGACACUUGCACAAAGCUGAGAAACAAGUCACCUCCCUCACCAACCAGAUUGAAAGCCUGAAGCAUUCUCAUAAGAUGGAAGUGGCGAGCGUCAAACUAGAGUGUACUCUCUCCAAAGGCGAGGUGGAGAGGGAGAGAGACGCCCUGAAGGGCCAGCUUGAUGGCCUGCAGACGGAUGUGGAAGUGCUCAAGGCUGCGGUGGAGAGACAUAAGGAAAUAGUUGUAGAGAAAGAGAGGGAGCUAGCCAGGAAGGUGCAAUCUGCACGUGAUGAAGAAAUGUACAAAACCACCGUCUUGCAUGAAGAAAAGCUGGAGUUGGAGCACCGCCUGGCGGAGUUGGAGCAGCAGAGGGCGCUGCAGGAUACUAAGGAGCAAGCCCAGAAAGAGGAAUGGGAGGGGCAACUACGGAUUGUUCAAAAAGGGGAGGAGUCAGUGCGCAAAGAACUGCAGACGCUAAGAGCUCGAUUAAAGCAGAAAAGCUCUCAGCUGGAGGAGCUGGAGAGACAGACAGCAGUCGUGACGGACUUAAAGCAGAAAAACCAGGAACUAUGUGGGGAACUGGGGACGCUGUCACGCUCCGAAGCUGAGCUGAUGGAAGCAAACCAGCACCUGAGAGCCAAACUGGACGGUGUGAGGGAGGAGCUGAGAACAGUCAGAGCUCAAGCUGAGAGGAGCCAACACGAGGCUGAGAGGCGGGCGGAGGAGAGUCAUAUUGAGUGGCUGGAAGAGAAACACAAGCUGCAAGAGCGAGUGGCCAAGCUAGACGAGAAGUACUCUCAGCUGAAAGAGAAGCUGCAGAGGGCAGCAGUCGCCCAGAAGAAGAGGAGAUGCCAGAUGCAGAACAAAGAGAAGAGCCUGCAGAAUAAGAUCCAGCUGUUAGAAGCACAAAUGGAGGAGGCCAAACUAGAAGCUGCUGCAGCUAACAAACGUCCACUUCACUCAGAGGAGCACGCUCAACUGCGCAGAAGGUUGAGGGAGCUUCAGAGAAGGCAUGACGAGUUCCGGCGCCUCCUGCUGGGUGACCACAGCUCCUUCAGUUUUGGCCCCGCUCUCCUAACCUCCACACAGGACCCAUUCCUCAUGGUGAACACGGCAUCUAACAUACCAGAGGAAGAGGAACACAGGGAGAUGGAUCUUCUGCGUCAGCGGAUGGAUGACCUGGAGAGAGCCCAGCAGCAGCAACUGGAAGAACUGGGUGGUCUGGUGCACAAGGAGCACAUCCAGCAAUGACCUUUGACACAAAGGAGAGACACGUUGGGCUUGAGUUGGAGAAACAAUUAUAUAUUGUUUAUUGACAUUUACUGCUGACAGUGCACAUUUUACAUACUGCGAUCAUUUACAGAUAAACUUAUUUUUCUUAUUCUUAUUUUCAUAUAAACGUAUGUUUGUAUAUGUACAUAUAUUUACAUAUAAAUUUGUAUAUAUUAUAUAUUUACGGGUGUGUACACUCCUGAUUUUAAGACCAGUUGAAAAAUUGCAAGAAUUUACAUUUUGCUGUGUUGGAUCGUAAGUUACAUCUGCUUCCGUCUCCCUCCAUUGUUGAGUCGCAUCUACUGUGUUGUGUGCUUUCACAUCCUGUACCUCGUGGUGACCACCGGGUGGCAGUGGUGACUUGUAUUGUGACGAGUGUCCCCUUGUGAUGUUUUUUUCUUUUUUGUGAACAAGUUUUUUGUUGUUGA